This is a messenger RNA of Ascoidea rubescens DSM 1968, 852 nucleotides long. It is a transcript of the gene PRE2, whose product is annotated as proteasome core particle subunit beta 5. The transcript has a single exon. Gene Ontology annotation, molecular function: threonine-type endopeptidase activity. Lineage: Eukaryota; Fungi; Ascomycota; Saccharomycetes; Ascoideales; Ascoideaceae. The coding region runs from base 1 to 852 and encodes 283 amino acids. The record is from RefSeq and is a predicted model, not a curated record. Gene Ontology annotation, cellular component: proteasome core complex.
AUGAACUCAAUUGCCAACCGCCUUGCCUGCGCCGGUUCAGAGCGUGCUGCUAUUCAUGACCAGAGCUUCUUUUCCAACUUCAGCACCAACAAUCUCGCUGCUUCCUUGUCGCCAUCCAUCGCCCUUCCGCCAAUAUCGCAACCCACAAAGUUCCUCAGAGCCAACACCGACGACAGCGUCAAUCCAGAUGUCAAGAUCAAGAUUGCCCAUGGUACCACCACUUUGGCCUUCAGGUUCCAGGGAGGCAUUGUUGUAGCCGUCGACUCCAGAGCCACUGCUGGAAGCUGGAUUGCCUCUCAAACUGUCAAAAAAGUUAUUGAAAUCAAUCCCUUCUUGUUGGGAACCAUGGCUGGUGGUGCUGCUGAUUGUCAGUUUUGGGAAACAUGGCUAGGUACCCAAUGUCGAUUGCACGAGCUCAGAAACAAAGAAAGAAUAUCUGUUGCUGCUGCUUCCAAAAUCUUGUCCAACUUGGUUUACAACUACAAAGGCAUGGGUCUCUCAAUGGGUACUAUGAUCUGUGGUUACACCAAGAAAGAAGGCCCUACUAUCUACUACGUCGAUUCUGAUGGCACACGAUUGAACGGUGACUUAUUUUGUGUUGGUUCUGGUCAGACUUUUGCCUAUGGUGUCUUGGACUCCAACUACAAGUGGGAAUUGUCUGUGGACGAAGCUCUUCAGUUGGGUAAGCGAAGUAUUUUAGCUGCCACCCACAGAGAUGCCUACUCUGGUGGUUCCAUCAAUCUCUACCAUGUUACUGAGAAAGGUUGGAAAUACUAUGGCAAUCACGACGUUGGUCCUUUGUUCUGGGAAACAAAACAGGCAGAGGGUUCCUUCAACAACGUUGUCACCUAA